This is a messenger RNA of Salvelinus sp. IW2-2015, 2278 nucleotides long. Its product is annotated as bridging integrator 2-like. Gene Ontology annotation, biological process: plasma membrane tubulation; phagocytosis, engulfment; podosome assembly. Lineage: Eukaryota; Metazoa; Chordata; Actinopteri; Salmoniformes; Salmonidae. The record is from RefSeq and is a predicted model, not a curated record. Gene Ontology annotation, cellular component: cytoplasm; phagocytic cup; plasma membrane. Gene Ontology annotation, molecular function: phospholipid binding; protein binding.
CAGCACAGAGUUUUGGAAAGACUGGGCUAGAAUAUUCCCUCCCACCUGAUCUCGCUUCCUCCCGCCUGCCUUUCGUCGAUGCAGAUACGUAUUUACAUGGUUACAGCAGACAACCAUCUUGUCAAUAUACUAAAUAAUCUUUUGUAAUCAUCCUGCGAUCUACCUUGACGAUGGUAGGAUUAACAUGAUGAUACUUCAACAAAUAUAUAAGCACCAGAGCAGUGAUUUCACAAGAGGAAGCAUUAGCAGACCAGAGUGAGAGAAGAAGAAACUAUGGCAGAGAACAAGAUGGGGCAAAACAUUGGGGCUGGGGCUGGAAUUUUUGCCAAACGAGUACAAAAGUCAUUGAAUCGUGCUCAGGAAAAGGUCAUGCAGAAGCUGGGGAAGAACAUGGAGACUAAAGAUGAACAGUUUGAGCAGCACUCCCAGAACCUUCUCAAACAACAGAAUGAUGGGGGAAGRCUAUUCAAAGAAGUCCAAGCAUACUUCCGUGCAGUGAAAGUGAUGCAUGAGACAUCCAAGCGACUGUCCCAGACGUUAAGAGACGUCUACGAACCUGACUGGCAGGGAGGAGAGGACCUGUCUGUCAUCAUGGAGAGUGAGGACUUGCUGUGGAACGAUUACGAAGAGAAACUAACAGACCAAAUAGUCCGCACCAUGGAGAAUUACACUGGCCAGUUUCAUGAAGUCAAGGAACGAUUGGCCAAACGCGGUCGGAAGCUAGUAGACUACGAUUCCUCACGGCACCACUUGGAGGCGCUGCAGAAUACCAAGAAGAAAGACGAUGCCAAAAUCACAAAGGCAGAGGAGGAGUUCAACAUAGCCCAGAGUGUGUUUGAGGAAAUCAACMAAGAGAUGAGGGAGGAGCUGCCUGUUCUCUAUCAAAGCCGGAUUGGCUGUUACGUGACCGUCUUUCAAAACAUUUCCAACCUGAGGGAUGUCUUCUAUAAGGAAAUAAGUGUGCUGAACCAUGAGCUUUACAGUGUGAUGAAGAAGCUGGAGACUCAGCAUUCAGGAAAAGCGUUCAUCAUCAAAGGCCUCAACGGCACCAAGUCCAAGAAGAAGAAAUCCCUGGUCAUCUCGGCACCCAUCCCCUGUAACACUGCCUUCCCCUCGGACCACACAUCCCUCCAAGCAUCCGCAGCCCCCGAAAACAGCAACGAGACCCACACCCAGAGCAUCUCUGAGGAGCACGUUUCCCUCGCAGGAGAGGCAGAUGAGGGCACUCACAGCGUCCUCACGUCAGAAACGUCCGACUUCUCAGACGAGCUGAGCUCCAAYGGCGCUGCUACGCCCAACAGACGGUCGAUGUGUGACAGCGACAACGGGGUCGGGAGCGACGUCGCGUCAGAGGGUCUGAGUGAUGUCCGAGAGGGUGGGGCUUCAGAGGAGCAGGGCCCUAGCCAAUCCGUCGGGCAAGGGCAAGUUCAAAUGUCAGAGGUGACUGGGUGUGAAGUCACAAUCAGUCAGGAGGCUCUUCCAAUGUCCACAGAGAGCGACGUCCCACAUGACACUGAGCAGGAGAGUGCACCUGUUUCUCCAGAGAAUGUUAAAGCCAAGCCCCCACCUCGUCCUGCUCCACGCUGCUCCUUCCCCCCCUCUGAGAGGCACUCCUUCCCCCCUGCGGAGGCCAGCCAGGUGGAGGAGGGAGAAGGGGCUUCCCAGGCCCUGCAGGCAGGUGAUGCAAAGAAGACUGGAAAUUACUCAGACUCCCAGAAUCCACCUGGUUUCCUUAUCAAGGGAGUGGCGCUGGAGGGUCACGCUUCAGAAGACGGGACGCUGCAGUUUGAUGUGGAAGACGUGAUUCUCAUGUUUGCCGACACAGAGGAGAAGCAGGAAAGCAUGGCGAAGGGGGUGAAGGAGAAGACCUGUAUCUAGCAGGGAGAUCUAUCAGAUUCAGAAUGAGCCAAUGGUGGCCUUUCGUUUCCUGCUGUCGUGACUCAGCACAACUGCACACAAAAUGGCAAUGGACCAAGAUGGUGUGGAGGACUUCUUAAAAAAAGCGAGAAAAAAAGAGGAACACAAGCCCCAUGUGAUUAUUACUCACAUGCUUCCAUGUCGCAACUUGUUGGUAGAUACUGAUGAGUUUCAUACCUACCGGGAGAUUUUUGCAGAAUGUUCUGGAUUGUUCACCCAUGAUUGUCUAAUCUACAGUAUUUUGCCCUUGUUUGUAUUGUUAUUGUGUAAGUCUAGAAACUGAAAUGUAUAGAAACCCUCUUUGUAUUGAUGCCGUUGAAAGAUGUAUAGUUUAAUAAAGUUAAGUGCUGAGAGCAGUGGA